AUAAACGUCAAGCUCCAGUGAGAGUCUAGGCUGGCUGGAGAAGACGCGCCCACUCUUGGUUACGUUGCGCAUUUCUGGAGAAAUAAAGUAAACCUGCUCCGAUCCAGUGUUGGCUGAGCAUCCAGAAGUGGGGGGUUCAUGGGCAGGAAACGACCAUUCUCGCCCUAGAAAGUCUGUUUUGGUGAAUAAUCGUCUAAUUAUGGUUCUUCUGAAGAUUUUUCGGGCUGUCAUAAUGGGACCUCCGGGAUCGGGGAAAGGAACAGUGUCUGCGCGCAUAACCAAAAGUUUUGGACUAAAACAUCUUUCUAGUGGGGACAUUUUGAGAGCCAACAUCAACGCGAAAACCGAGCUCGGCCUGUUGAUGAAGUCCUGUAUUGAUCAGGGUCAGCUGGUACCUGAUGACGUCAUGUCUCGUCUCAUCCUGAGUGACCUGAGAGCAAUAGGCCAGAGCAGCUGGCUGCUUGAUGGUUUCCCUCGUACAGUAAACCAGGCGGAGGCUCUGGAUGACGCCUACAGUUUGGACACAGUCAUUAACCUCAAUGUACCUUUCCAGACCAUCAAGCAGAGGCUAACUUCUCGCUGGACUCACCUUCCCAGUGGCAGAGUCUACAACACAGAUUUCAAUCCACCUAAAGUCCCUGGUUUUGAUGAUGUGACAGGAGAGCCUCUGGUCCAGAGGGAUGAUGACACUCCAGGGACAGUUACGCGGAGACUGAAGGCCUAUGAAACUCAGACAGAGCCUGUAUUAGAGUUCUACAGGAGUAAAGGUGUGCUAGAGACCUUCUCUGGGACAGAAACCAACAAGAUCUGGCCACACGUCGAGGCUUUCCUCCGCCAAAAAUUGUCCUCCGUCAAUCAGGACGUUGCAUAGAAAACCUGAAAAGAAAGGCAGAAGAAGUCUAAAAGUUUACCAGCAGUAACCACUCUGUACGCAUCGUCCAAUCAGGGUGCCACUUUCUGUGAAACAAGAGGAGAGCCAUCUGUGCGAUAACAUAUUCAGAUGUUCCAAAAAUGAGCAGCAAUCAUGCAGGUAGCAAUAGUAAGACUACAGAUGAUGUUGGGAAAAUGCCACUAUUGAGGUGCAUCUUGCACUGCUGUUGCACUGUUUCCACAAUGUUGGUGAAAAUAGUUAGAGCAAAAGUCUCAGGACGUGUGUUUAAAAUCCUUCAAACAUUAGUCGCUAGAAUUCACACAGAUUGUAUCUUUUCUAUAACGUGCCUUUGUAAAACCAGGAGACACCGCUCAAUCACCGAAUCAAAUAUCAGGAUCCUUCACUGAAGAAUGUCAAGGUUGCGUUCACCAGAGAUGUUGCAAUACAAUGAUAGCAACAGUUGUUAAAGCAUGUCCUCUCUGGUGAAUGCAACCACCCUUAAGGAGUGGAGUUAUGUAGAUAUUUUUAACUUUUAGGUUUUCCAAUUGCAAUCACUAGUUCUUUUCUUAGAUGAUGGCAAUUGACAAUAUUGCGGGCAUAACAAAGGUUUUUUUAAUAGCUAUCUUACUGGGACUGUUUCUUAUGCUUUGGAAAGUGCUGUAAAGGGAAAUGUGCCGUGUUCUGCUGUAAAUUCACUUUUACACCCAAGUGCCUUUUGCUGCUUUUGGAAAUGUACCAGGUAGCUCAGUGAAUGUAAUUUAAUUUUCAAUUAAACCAUCAUUGUGUAACAUUUUCUUUCAACCACCUCAAGUCUUAAUAGUAUUGCCUCUUAAAUAUGCCACAGUUUCCAUUUGUACCAGGCCUUCUGACCAAGUCUACAAACAAUGUGACUUAACAAGUGAAAACUUGAUUUAAAAAUAUAACUUAAAACAUUUUAAGCACAAUAUACACAGGGCUAUCAUCUUGUCAGAAGGUAUCAUAGCUUUCAAGGUUGAUCUGCAGUUCUGUGUUUUUGCACUUUGGUCUUGACAAUGUUUCACCAUGUUGUAAGCCACAGAAAGGCUAUAAUGUGUGUAUUUCAGAACACUUGAAUACAAGGUUUAAAAGCUCAUCUCCUCUUCAUAGACAGCUUACAACUAUGUCGUGUAUUUAUUAUGAAUCACAAUAAACUUCUGAUACUA
Messenger RNA from Toxotes jaculatrix (banded archerfish), 2052 nucleotides. It is a transcript of the gene ak3, whose product is annotated as adenylate kinase 3. Bases 200 to 871 code for a protein of 223 amino acids. NCBI's taxonomy places the organism in Eukaryota, Metazoa, Chordata, Actinopteri, Toxotidae. Gene Ontology annotation, biological process: nucleobase-containing compound metabolic process. The transcript has 5 exons. Gene Ontology annotation, cellular component: mitochondrion; cytoplasm. Gene Ontology annotation, molecular function: ATP binding; AMP kinase activity. The record is from RefSeq and is a predicted model, not a curated record.